AUGGGACGCGAUCCGAUCGAAGACCAUGGAUUUGUGCAUCGCUUAACAACCGAAAGCAAGAAUUCGCUUGCUCCGGGGCCGAACUUGGAUCACCUGAAUUCCGAGGUGGUGGAUAUCCUCAACACUUCCUUCAGCGCGAUCUGUGCUACGCAAGACCCCAAGACGGUGAACCUGUUCGAGUGGGCUUCACAAGAGGCUAUGAUGGCCACUACCGGUGCCAUCUAUGGUCCUCUUAACCCGUUUAAUGAUACGAAAGUUCGCACAGUCUACUAUGAUCUCCAGGCUGACUUGCUCAGACUGCUCAUGGGUUUUAUGAAACCAAUUUUCGCCAAGAAGCCUCUCCAAGCACUCGAGAUUAUAUCUGAAGCAUUUGAAAAGUACUACGCCGAAGGCGGCCUCGAGACAAGAUCGUCCGCCUUUGCUCGGGGCAGAUAUUCAUGCCCACGAGACCAUGGCGUGCCUGAAAAGGAUGUGGCGAAGAUGGAAGCUGGGGGUAUCUUCGCCCUGAUUGCUAACACCAUGCCGGUGGCAUUCUGGACGCUGUACCACGCCGUUGCGGAUCCUGCCGUUCUUGCAGAUUGCCGGCGGGAGCUUCAUGGAGCAGUAAGCGAGAAAGAUGGCCAGGCUUACUUGGACUUGACUUACGUCAAGAAUUCCUGCCCCAUCAUGGUCUCGGCGAUGCAAGAAGCGAUGCGAUUCCACAGCAUUGACCUCGCAAUGCGAGCUGUGGUGGAGGAUCAUAUGCUUGACGGGAAGUACCUUCUGAAGAAAGGCGCAACUGUCAUGAUCCCAGACGCACAACCCAGUGGCAUUCCGAGUCUUCGGCGGAGGCGCUACUCUCUGCCCCGGACGCCAGCUACCGAGAUCUUGGCGUUCGCCACCAUGAUGCUCCUGCGCUUUCAUCUCAAGGCCGUCGAUGGGCAGUGGUCUACUGGUGGAUAUACGCAGACUAAUGGGGGUAUUCGCCUUCCGCGUCAGGAUGUCCAGGUGGAGCUCCGCCCAUGA
Messenger RNA from Neoarthrinium moseri, 1005 nucleotides. RefSeq lists its product as uncharacterized. Gene Ontology annotation, molecular function: iron ion binding; heme binding; monooxygenase activity. The record is from RefSeq and is a predicted model, not a curated record. The transcript has 4 exons. Lineage: Eukaryota; Fungi; Ascomycota; Sordariomycetes; Amphisphaeriales; Apiosporaceae. Bases 1 to 1005 code for a protein of 334 amino acids.